AUGCGGUUAUGUCAGUUUGAACAGUCGGAUUUGAUUCCCAUGGCGCAAGAGACACCGCCGAGCGGAACGGCAGAGUCCACGUAUAAGAACAAAGCAAGACUUCCUUGGCCUUUAUCCUCUCCCCUCCUACGAAACAAACGGGAUGACGGGGCCCAGUCUCCAGACGAUGAUUCUGGAGGUAAGAAGAAGGCGGAUUGGAAACGACCAGCCACGAUUAAAGGCAUGGCAGCCUAUCCUCACACCAAAGACGGUCCUUCCAACUCUUUUCAUCAUUGGAAUAAUCUUUGGACCAAUUGGAGGGCUAUUGAUAUGGGGCUCUUCCAAGGUCAGUCCACUAUCACUCAAAUAACACUCGACUACACAGAUUGCUUCAAUGCUGGAGCAAACUUCACUUCCAGUAGCUCCAAUUUCGUGGAUAUGCCAUCCUCAGCAUACGACUACCAGCUCCAAGAUCCAGACCAACCAUUCGCAAAGCCUCAAUGGUCCUUCCAGUUGUUGACUCCCACUGCCCAACCGGACCCUACCGCACGGAACCAGUGCAGGCUGCGGUUCGAAGUGCCAAGCGACCUAAAGCACCCCGUGUUUGUCUACUACAAGAUGACCAACUUUUUCCAAAAUCACCGAAGAUAUGUGCAGAGUUUGGAUGUGGAUCAGUUGAAAGGGAAGGCGAUCAGUGCCUCGAACCUGAAUAAGGGAAACUGCAGACCUCUCGGCCAUGACCCGGAUGAUGAUAAGAAGGCUAUCUACCCUUGUGGAUUGAUUGCUAACUCUAUGUUCAAUGAUACGAUCAAUAGCCCUGUGUUAAUUAAUGGAAAUACCAACACGACGUAUUCAUUCUCGUCCAAGGGUAUUGCAUGGCCUGGAGAAAGGAGAAAAUACGUUGCCAAGCCCGGCUAUACUUCUCUGACUGAGAUCGUGCCUCCUCCAAAUUGGCGUGACCGCUAUCCUCAAGGAUACACAGAGCAAAACCCACCACCAAAUCUCGCUGAUGAUGAGCACUUCCACAACUGGAUGAGGACGGCUGGACUACCCACCUUUUCCAAGUUGUACGGCCGAAAUGAUGGAGAGGACAUGAAAGCGGGAACGUAUGAGAUCGACAUUUACAUGAUCAAACAAUACGGAGGCACCAAGUCUAUCGUCAUCUCGACGGUGUCGUGGAUAGGAGGAAAGAACCCAUUCCUCGGAUACGCCUACGUCGCCGCUGCCGGUCUGUUCCUAUUGCUAGCAACGAUUGGUUUGGUAUGGCACUGCCUCAAACCAAGAAAGUUGGGCGACAUGAACCUGUUGUCGUGGAACCAACCUGGAGCUCGAUGA
Acaulospora colombiana is the source of this 1314-nucleotide messenger RNA. The record is from the annotation of a GenBank genome assembly. Lineage: Eukaryota; Fungi; Glomeromycota; Glomeromycetes; Diversisporales; Acaulosporaceae.